GAGAGAAAGAGAGGAAGAGGCUAUGCUAUAUUGUUUGUAACGUUCGAAACGAUUCGCAGUUCUUUUUUCAUUUUAUUUAUUUGCUUCGUCAAAUUCGGCGCAAGUGUCAAAUUUUAGCUUCGGACUCUACAAUCAAUGAGCAAAACUAAUACGGUUGGUUGGCUUUUUCGAAGACUUUUGAUGGAGGUGGUAGCUUGCUGUCGCGAAUACUGCCACGCACAACAUUGAAUCGUAAGAUUUAAAAAACUGAGUUCAAUCGUCCUCAACCUCGACAAUUAGCAGAUAGAAUUUAAUAUUAUAGCAAAUUAUUGAAUAUUUUAAAAAGUAUUUUGUUCGUACAUCGCUAGUAAAAUAGAGUUAAUCAGAGAUUGUGCUUAUCAUUCACAGGCCUCUCGCUGCUUCGGCAUCAGAAAAAUAAUUUUCAAAUUCAUUGCAGUAGUUUAAAAUAUUAAGUUGCUAAUCAUGACUGUAAGAAAGCCAGAGCCGGCAGAGAUCUCUUUCAGAGGUUUCAGGUUUCUUAUCACUGAUCGACCAACAGACAUUUUCAUGGAUAAAUACAUUGAUGAGCUAAAGAAGCACAAUGCUACAGAGGUCAUCAGAGUCUGUGAUCCAACCUACGACACAACAAAACUCAUCAACUCUGGCAUAUCUGUCACUGACCUCCCAUUUGAUGAUGGCACUGGUCCUCCCAAUGAAAUAGUUGACAAAUUUUUUGAGAUUGUCAAGAACAAAUUCAAGGAUGAUCCAGAGUCCUGUGUGGCCGUGCACUGCGUCGCCGGACUGGGCAGAGCGCCUGUAAUGGUUGCCAUUGCAUUGGUUGAGUUGGGAAUGAAGUAUGAAGAUGCUGUUGAGAUGAUCAGAAAGAAACGUCGAGGUGCGAUAAAUGCCAAACAACUCUGCUUCCUCGAAAAGUACAAACCGAAGCACAAGCUAAAGAAGGGCAAGAUGAACAACAAAGCCUGUUUGAUCAUGUGA
This is a messenger RNA of Helobdella robusta, 975 nucleotides long. RefSeq lists its product as hypothetical. Bases 463 to 975 code for a protein of 170 amino acids. The transcript has 7 exons. Gene Ontology annotation, molecular function: protein tyrosine phosphatase activity. NCBI's taxonomy places the organism in Eukaryota, Metazoa, Annelida, Clitellata, Rhynchobdellida, Glossiphoniidae. The record is from RefSeq and is a predicted model, not a curated record. Gene Ontology annotation, biological process: protein dephosphorylation. Gene Ontology annotation, cellular component: nucleus.